This is a messenger RNA of Dunckerocampus dactyliophorus (ringed pipefish), 3002 nucleotides long. It is a transcript of the gene napsa, whose product is annotated as napsin A aspartic peptidase. Gene Ontology annotation, molecular function: aspartic-type endopeptidase activity. The transcript is spliced from 9 exons. NCBI's taxonomy places the organism in Eukaryota, Metazoa, Chordata, Actinopteri, Syngnathiformes, Syngnathidae. The record is from RefSeq and is a predicted model, not a curated record. The coding region runs from base 161 to 1354 and encodes 397 amino acids. Gene Ontology annotation, biological process: proteolysis. Gene Ontology annotation, cellular component: lysosome.
GCCAAUUGUCGCCUCUGGUCGAAGAUUUCCGAGUCACACCGGACAAUGGCGAAAGCGUUUAGACACAAAUGCGUCAGUUAAUCUAGUGGUUUCUUUUCGGGCGUCAGUUAGCACCGGCAAACACCAAAAGCGGUGUUGUAAUUUUCUUCAAGGGCAGAAAAUGACACGACUGGGGAUUUUCUGCACAGUUGGGGUGCUGCUGGUAGCGCACAGCAUCGCCAUUAUACGGGUUCCCCUGAAGAAGACGAGGAGCCUCCGUCGCCUCAUUAGCGAUAAUGGAAUGUCUCUGGAUCAAAUUCGGGCCUUGGCGAAGUCAUCUGGAGCUCCUGACAGCGCCCCCUCGCCACAACUACCCGUGGAGAGACUGACUAACUUCAUGGAUGCCCAGUACUUUGGCGCCAUCAGCAUCGGCUCCCCGCCUCAGGACUUCACAGUGCUGUUUGACACCGGCUCCUCCAACCUCUGGGUGCCGUCCAUUCACUGCUCCUUCCUCGAUGUCGCCUGCUGGGUCCAUCAUCGCUACAACUCAAAGAAGUCGAGCACGUACGUUCAGAACGGAACAGAGUUCUCCAUCCGAUACGGCAGAGGCAGCCUGUCGGGCUUUAUCAGCGACGACACGAUCUCUAUAGCGGGCUUGUCCGUGCCUGGCCAGCAGUUUGGCGAAGCCGUGAAGCAGCCGGGCAUCACGUUUGCCGUGGCCCGUUUUGAUGGGGUCCUGGGCAUGGCCUACCCCUCCAUAUCGGUCGCCAACGUCACCCCGGUGUUUGACACGGCGAUGGCGGGCAAGCUGCUGCCGCAAAACGUCUUCUCCUUCUACAUAAGCAAAGACCCUGCAGCAGCAGUGGGGGGAGAGCUGGUGCUCGGUGGGAGCGACCCACAGUACUACACCGGAGACCUGCAUUAUGUCAACGUCACACGCAAGGCCUACUGGCAGAUUGAGAUGAAUGAAGUCGACGUGGGCACCCAACUGACAGUCUGCAAAGCUGGCUGCCAGGCCAUCGUCGACACGGGGACUUCUUUGAUCGUCGGCCCCGCGGAAGAAAUCCGAGCACUGCAGAAGACCAUCGGAGCUCUGCCCCUGCUGAUGGGAGAGUACUGGAUCGACUGCAAGAAGAUUGACUCCCUUCCCGUCAUCUCCUUCAACGUAGGAGGGAAGAUGUUCAACCUGACCGGGGAGGAUUAUGUCAUGAAGGAGUCGCAGAUGGGAACAUCAAUCUGCCUCUCAGGCUUCAUGGCCAUGGACAUCCCGCCCCCUGCAGGACCUCUGUGGAUCCUGGGAGAUGUCUUCAUCAGAAAGUACUACACGGUCUUUGACAGGAGUGCUGAUCGUGUGGGCUUUGCACUGGCCAAGUAGUACCACUUCACAAUCUUUUUUUGUCAUACUUUUGGUUGUAAAAUUGAGGUUUACAUGCAAAACCGAAUCAGAGUUAACGAGUUACAAUAAUCCCUCGUUUAUCACGGUUAAUUGGUUCCAGACCCGACCGUGAUAAGUGAAUUUCCGAAAAAUAGGAUUCCUUAUUCAUAAAUGGAGUAUUUUUGUAGUUAGAGCAUAGGACAGCUGGUUACGGCCUUCAAAAUACAGUUUUCAACAUUAUCAGAGCCCUCUAGACAUGAAAUAACAUCCCCACAUGUCACCUUUUACACUCCUGUUAUCCAAAAGAGUAGACACAACAGCCAUUUAAGACAUAAAUAAGCCUCGUAAUCAUAUACAGUCGUCCCUCGUUUAAUAGCGGUUAAUUGGUUCCAGACCAGACCGCGUUAUAGGAUUCACCCGAAUCUGUGUGAGGGGCGGACAGGAAGUGACGUCAUGGGUUCAGAGUUGAGUUUAGUGCGGCAUGGCUUGCGGCCGCAACAGUAGCUCCUGUUAGGGAUUACUGCGCCUGUUGUGAGAUCGUUCAAACCUGCAAUAAACGCCUGUUGUUCCUGUGGCCAUCAAGUCCGAUGCUUGUGCGUCUCACCGAACAUUACAGUAACAUCACUGACACCCAGUGACCAGUGUAGAACACUACACAUCAUCACGUCUGAGUCUUCUGAAAGGCCUGUAUUUGUAUUUCAGGUCAUGUAGCCAUUUUUAUUCUUAAAUACUUAAUUUAUGCAAAAAAUAUGUACAGUUGUAAUUUUUGACUAAUAAUAGGCAGCCUUCAACCACGAAAUAGCAUGAUUUAUUAAUAGAAGUUUGAAAAACAGCAAAGUGGUGAGGCAUUACUGCAUUAUGAACCAAAGAUUCUAAUUUUUUUUUUAGAACAAAUGCAUGUCAGAUAUUUGAAUAUAAAGCAAAGGUACGGUCAGAGUUGAAAAAUGAUCUUAGGCUGUUUUAUUAUCUGACUUCUUGAGUCUUAAUGAUUUCAGUAAAUUAAAAAAACCCUGCUGGUUCUUACUGGAGUGCACAUUCCCUCCGUGUGUGUGAAUACAACUGAAAAGAAAUCAAGACAAAAUAAAGUCACUCGUCGCAUUUAUUUACAUUUCCUAAGUGGAAAUUCAAAUAAAAUAAAGCUGGGGGAGGCGGGGUAUAAAGCACAGCAUGCAAGACGGCAUAUGUCUCGUACAAAUGAACCCACGCGGCAGACAGAGGUAGUCAUCUACUUUUAGGUUUCGCUCAACAUGAAGAGAACAAAUGUGGCACAGUGACGACAACUCAGUCUCGGUCUGCAAAGGAAGACUUUACAUGCGCAUCAAGACGUAAAAUAAACCCGACUAUCCGAAACAAAGCACCUGAUGAUGUGCACGUUACUACAAUAAAUACAAAAAUAUUGACUUACUUGAGAAGAUUUAAACCAAAUGUGCAAUGGAAUUGAACCCCUAAGGCUACACGUGACAACAAGCAUGAGAAUACUUUGGACCAGUAUUUCAAACAAGGGACAUCAAGUCGCAGUUGGCGGAGUCUGGAAGCGGCUUUGACUGAAACGUUUGUGUUUUGUUAGGAUUGUGUUUACCCCAGCACAUUUUAGUUUUGUUUUUUCUCACAGUACAAACAAAAUAAAAAGUCCUUUUCUUCGUUUCAA